AUGAGUUUUUUAUUAGCAUUAAACGAGUCGAAGAAAAGUGCAGAAGGCUCUGUCGCAAGUGAUAUUACCGAAAAAGUAUUUGAGAAAGAAAUUCAUGAAAUGAAUAGUUUGAAUAUGAUCAUGCACAUUGAAGGCUUAAGGGAUAAAUCCUUUGGUGAUGAAAAGGAGAAAAAAGAAGAAAAUAAAAUAAAGAUGAAAAAUACAGAUGAGAAAGAAAAAGAAGAGAACGGUGAAGAAGACGAAGAAAAGAGUGGUUCUAUUAAGAACAGUUUUAUGAAGAUAUUUCAAAAGAAGAAAAAAAAAAAAAAAAAAAAAACUAAGAAAAUAAAAGAACGUAAUAUAAAUAAUAUAUAUGAUUCUAAUUGUUUAUUAACUAAUCCUGAUAAUGUAGACCCAGAUAAAUAUUAUCUUUCAUUCAAUGAGUUGAAGAAAGAAAAUAAUGAUAAUGAAGAAAAUUAUUCUUCAAAUGACAAACAAAAAAAUAUAGAUGAUUCUAAAGAUAUAGUUCAAAAUAAAGAGAGUAUGAAUAAAGAACAAAUAAAAGAUAAUAUGAAAAGAAAAAAAAAAAAGAUAAAACUUUCAUCUUAUGGUACAAAUUCAUUGGAAAAUGUAAAAAUCAAAAAUAAUGAUUCAAAUGAGAUUAAUAAUAUGGAUGAAACAAAUAAUAGCAUAUAUAAAGAAAAACAAUCAAAUGAUUCAAAGGAUAAGAAAAUGAAAUCAAAAAGGUUUAAAAAUUUAAAGAAAAAAAUAACGUCACCAAAAUUUACAAUGUCAACAAAAGAUAAAAAUAAAAAGAGUGGGAAUAUGAAUGAAAAUAAUUUUAAUUUUGAUCCUGAUGAUGAUUUAAAAAAAGAAAUUGAAAAGAUAAAGAUUGAUAUUGAAAGAAUAAAAAAUAAAGGAAAUAUAAAAAGAAUGUAUGAUGAUUUAAAAUAUAUUUUAUUAUUUCAAAAUGAAAUUGUUAAUAUAAUAAUAGAAGAUAUUCGAAAAAAUAAAGUGCGAACAAAAUAUGAAAUGCUUGAAGAUAGUACAGUAAAAGAUGAUGUGAAUAAAGUUAUAUUAAAUCAUAUUACAUUUGAUCUAUUAAAAUUUAAAUAUAUUAAUACAAAAUUAAAAGAAUUAAUUUUGUGUGUAUAUGAUACAAAAAAAUUUAAUGGCUUAGUAAAAAAAAUUGUAAAUAAUAAAGCUCAAGAAAUGAGGAAAAUUGUAGACAAAAAUGGAGAAUUAUCAGUUGCCAAAUCUAUGUUAUCUUUUUUAUAUAAACAAUUAAAAUACUGUAUUGAAGAUGAAAUACAAUGUUAUUAUAAUGAAGUAAAAAAAUUAAAUGAUGAUAUUCAUAAUAUAAAAAGGAAUGUUAUGAAUAUAAUUUUUAAGUCAAUUAAUGAUGUAUGUACUAUUCCAGAUCCUUAUCAAAUAUAUGAUAUGGGUGAUAAAAUUAAUAGGAAAAAAGGUACAAAAGAAAAUGAUAAUUUAAAUGAUAUUAAAGAUGAUGAAGAAGUUAUAUAUGAGAAAAAUAUUGGUGAAUAUGAAAGAAAACAACAAAUGAUAUGUCCAGAUUACAGUAGUGAUUUAAAUUUAUUUUUUUCUCUCUAUGACAAUAUACAUAUGGAAAGGAAAAAGUAUAUAAAAAAUAAAACAGUAAUGUUUAAAAAUUAUUGUGCCGAUGGUGAUAAUGAUGAUUCUCAUAAUAAUAAUAAUAAAUUUAAUAAUAAUGUUAAUAAUAUUUAUGGUAAUAUGAAAAAUAUAAAAUCGUCAACAUAUGGUAGUAAUAAUAAUAUAUCAGAUAAACAUGCUCAUUUUGUAACAUCUUCAAAAAAUAUAAAUGAAACGUACAUACCUACGCAUGUGAAUAAAUCCAUUCGUUCAGUAGUAUCACAAAAUUAUUUAGCUCCUUAUAAUAUGUUCCAGAAUCGACAGAAGACAGAUGAUGUUAUAUAUGGUGAUCGAAAUAGCCAUUAUUAUAUAAAUAAGAAUUAUGAGAAAAAAUCUAAUAUUAGUAAUAAUAUUCCUUUAAAUGUUAAAUUCAUAAAAAAAAAUGCUAAUAAUCCUCGACAUACUGUUUCUAAUAUGAAAAUGAAAAGGGAACAAUAUUUGGAUGAUUUGAAAAACUAUUAUUGCAAUAUAAAUAUUCCAUGGAUUGGUAUGACAUGUACGAAUCCUUCAAGCAGUAUGAGUAAGAGUUUUUUAAGAAGAAAAAGUAGUAAUAAAAAAAAAGGCAAGGUAAAUGAUGUUUUCUUAUUUCACAGUGCACCAGAUAAUGAUAUAAAUCAUACAAACGAUACAGAUGAUAUAAAUGAUAUAAAUGAUAUAAAUAAUAUAAAUGAUAUAAAUGAUAUAAAUAAUAUAAAUGAUAUAAAUCAUAUAAAUCAUAUAAAUAAUAUAAAUAAUAUAAAUAAUAUAAAUGAUAUAAAUAAUAUAAAUAAUAUUGACAAUAAUAAUAUAUUUGAAUAUGUGGACUAUCAAGAUAGUGAUAUGUAUAAUAAGAAUGUAUAUCCAAAUAAUGAUGUUUAUAGUAAUUAUCAACAUGACUCAAUUUAUGUUCCAUAUCCGAAUGAACUAUUUAAUAGGGAUCAUAUUAUGUAUAAUAACCAUAAUAUGAUGCAUGAUCAAAAUUUUGUAUAUAAUUAUGAUUAUAAAAUUCAUGAUAUGCAAAGAAAUAAUUAUGGACAAAAUUAUGUAAACAAUAAUUAUAUGAGAAAUCAAAUGAAAAAUAGUUAUAUUGAUAAGGAUAUGUUGGAUGGAAGUUUUAAUAAAAUGUCUCAUAUAAUAAAUUAUAAAGAUGAAUACAGCAAUGAUUAUUCUAAUUAUAAAAAUUAUAAAUUGGGAGAAAGUCAUAAUAAUUCAUUACAUAUGUAUCAUAAUAUGAAUGAUAAUGUAUAUAGUGAAAGAUAUACAAAACCGUCCAAUGUUACUUCAGUAACAUUUUUAAAAAAUGAAGUUAAUAUAAGGAAUAAAGAUGAUAAAAACAAAUAUAGUGGUUUUGAAAUUAUUUCAAGCAAAGAAGAUAUAAAGAAAUUAGAGAAUUUAUUAAAUGAUAAAUGGGGAAGUUUUAAAUUAUUUGAGAAAUGGAUUAAAGACAGUUCUAAAUGGCAAUGGAUUGAUUUAAAACUUCAAAAAGAAUUUAUAAAUAGUAAUAUCGAAUUAGAAAAAUUAAAGGAAGAAAAGACUAAAUAUUUAGAAAAAUGUAUAAAUAAUAAAAUAAAAGAAUUAUGGUGUGGUCGUAUGAAAGGAUUAAUGAAUUUAAAGUUAUGUAAUAUGGAAAGGAAAAUAUUAAAACGUUUCUCAAAUUAUUAUAUUAAUCAAGAUAUCUAUGAUGUUGUUCUUGAUUUUGAGAGGAAUUCUAUGUGUUAUCAAGAUUUGUAUGCGAAGUUUUUAAAUAUUGAAGUAUAUAGUAAAAAAGUUGAUUUCAUUAAUAAAUAUAGUGAAUAUAAUGAACAAUUAUAUGCUGGAGGUGAUUAUAUAUAUAAUUAUAAUAAUAAAGAUAAAAAGAACAAAGUAAAUGAUGAAAGUAAUAAAAUUAGUCAAAAGAAAAAAGGAUAUGUACAAUCAUUAAUUUAUAGUUUUAAUAAAAAAUCACAGAAAAGUAUUAAUAAUAAGAAUAAUACUCAAAUACAAAAAGGAAAAAAAUAUAAUAGUAUUAUGAAGGAUCAUACUACUUCAGUACAAUAUAAAAAUGAUAAUAUAUAUAAUAUUAUGGAUAUAACAAAUAAUAGAGCAAAUGCAGUGAUUAAUAAAAUAGAAGCCAUAAAUAAUAAAGCGGACAUGAAUAAUAACAAAAAAGAAACACCUGCUAAUCUUAUAGAAAAUACAAAUAAAAAGAAUAACCUUGGGGAUAAUAAUCGUAUAGAUGAAGAUACUACAAAAAAAGAUCAAACUUUUGAUAAGCAAAAAAAAGACCAAAAAGAACAAAAAGAACAAGAACAAAAAAAAGAACAAAAGAAAGAACCAAAACAACAAGAACAAAAAAACGAACAAAAGAAAGAACAAAAAGAAGAACACAAAAAAGAACAAAUGAAAGAACAAAAAAAAGAACAAAUGAAAAAACAAAAAUAUAAAUAUAGUAAUGGUCAAUUGAAUAAUAUGACACAUAUAGGUAAUUUUUCAAUUAAAAAAAAUAGAUCACAUUUUGAUAUCAGUCUACAAGAUUCUGGUGGUAUGUUCAAUUCAAAGAAAAAUUCGUUUAAUGAUAGCUUCUCUUUAUUUAGAAGUGAAUGUAAUAAAAGAAUUUCGGAUUUUUCUUUAUCAAGCCUAAAAAUAAAGACAAGAGAUAUUAAUAAUGAAGAAGAUAUUUCAUUUGAUUUUUCAAAAAUAGAUGAAGCAGAAGGAGAAGAAUAUGAGGAAGAUGAUGGUGAUAAUAACGAUGAUGAAAAUAUAGAGAAAACAAAACGUACCAAAAGUAAUUUAAGUACGUUUCGUAGACUAUUUAAUUUGAAAAGGAAGAAAAAAGAUAAAGAAGAAAAACCUAAAAAAUCAGACGUCUUUCCUUCCGAAUCCUUUUUAUCAUAUUUUAAAAGACAACCUUCAAGUGAUAAUCCUAAUAAUAGUACUAUAGACAAAAAGGAAAAUAUUCAUAAUUUAGAUAUAGAUAAUAAUAUAGAAGAUGAUAAUAAUAAAAGUAGUGUUAUAUUGUUAAAUAAUAAAUCAUUAUCAGUAGAAGGAUAUAUAUAUGAUAAUGAAAGCAUAAUUAUAGAAAAAGAAGUAGGUGAACAUUUACAUAUAGAAAAUAUGGCAGAUAAACAUAUUUCAUUAGAUGAUAUAAAUAAUGAAGAAAUAUAUGAUAGUCAUAGUAAAUCAUCUAUUAAUCAUAACAUAUACUUAAAUGAUAUAAAUAAAAUAAAUCAAAUAAUGGAACAAAAAGAACACAAGAAUUAUGCACAUAACAAGGAUUUAAUCAAAGGUGUAAAGAAUAAACCAAUUAAGACAGAUGAUAAGAAUAGAAUAAAAGAAAAGAAUAAUAAAACUAGUGAACACGUUAAUGAUAUGAAUGAAUCAUAUUCAUUUUUAAAUAGUAGUAAUAGUUCUUAUGAGGAAAAUGAUAAAAGAGAAUAUAAGCAGAGUAAGGACAUGCCGAAUAUUCAUGACAAAGGUGACAAUAAGGGUAAUGAUAAAAAUGAACAUAAUGGUGAUUAUAAAAGUAAUACAGAAAGUAAUAAUAAGAAUGAUCUUAAAAGUAAUAAUAAAAGUGAUUCUAAAAUUAAUGAUAAAAGUGAUCAAAAGAAUACAAUUAAGAAUGAUCCAAAAAAUAGUAGUAAAAGUAAUAUUACAAAUGACAAGACUGAGAAUAAGGAAAAUAAUAAACAUUAUUAUAAUAAACAAAGUUCUAGCCAUCGUAGUCAGAAAUCACAAAGUAUUAUAGAGGACGAACUGAAGAAACACAAAUUUGAAGACCAUGUUGUAAAUAUAAGAAGGAAAUUAAGCAAAGAAAAAAUGAUAGAUGAUAACAUUGAUGAAGGAUCAAUAAAAAAUACCAGUAGGAAAAAGGAAAAUUCUUUAUCAAAGUCAGAUAUAUCAUAUCAUAGUAAGCAGGAGGGAAAUAAAUACGAAAAGUAUUCCAAUCUAAGUUUCUUUAAAAAAACUGAUAAAGAUAAUAAAAUAAAUAAGUUUUUUAAGAAUUUAGGAAGAUUUAGUUUUACAGCUUCUAAGAAAAAAGAUAAUAAAAGUUUAGAAGGAAUUUAUACAAAUGAUAUAAUAUUAUAUAGUUUUAGUGAUGAAUCCGAUAUAGAAGAGGGGAAUGAAAAAAAUAAUGAAAAAAUGUAUAUUAAUGAUUCAGAUAAAAUAUACUCCAAAAGUUUUGUAUUGAAUAAUUAUGCUGGUAAGAAAGAUGACGUUAGUAAUAUAAAUACAAGUGAACAGGUUGAUAAUCUGUAUUCUUACAUAAAUAAAUUAAAGAAGAAAAAGGGUAGCGCGGAGUUGGAUAAGACUCAAAAUGAUCAAUCUGUAAUGAAAGAUAAUGGAAAGGAAGUUGAAGUGAAAAAGGUAAAUGAAAAGGAUGAUGAAGAUGAUGAAGAAGAUGAUGAAGAAGAUGAGGAUGAAGAUGACGAUGAUGAUGAUGAAGAAGAUGAUGAUGAAGAUGACGAUGAUGAUGAAGAUGAUGAUGACGGUGAUGAUGACUAUAAUAAUAAUGGUAACAAUACAAGAAUUAAUUCCAAAAAAGAAGAUAAUACCAUUUCACAAAAUAAUUAUAAACACUCGAAUAGUAAUAAUCUUCAAGAUAAAGAUGAAAAGAAAGAUAGAAAAAACUUUCCAGAAAAUGAUAAUAUUACUAAUAAUAAUUAUUCAAAUGAUAUGAAUCAAUAUGACCAAAAUAAAUAUAAUAGUGCAAAUAUAUUAUCCCCUAGAUUUGGUUACAGCACAUCUAAUAAUGAUGGUUUUAAAAAAGUUGACAAAUUAUCUGAGAGUAAUUCAAGUGAAGAUGAAAAUUCUGAAUAUAGUGUAAAGGAAAAUAAAAAUAGUAAAAAAGAUAAAUGUGAAGAAAAUAAGGGGAAAGUACAGUUUUUUAAGGAACAGAAGGAUGAUUCAGAUAAUAUAAUGGAUAAAAAAGAUAAGAAAAAAAAAGAGAAUAUAAAAGAGAUAAAUGAAGAAACGGCAAAAAAUAAAAGUUCCAAAAUCUCAUCAAAUUCAUCAUUUGAUAAUAUAAAUAGAGACAUGAAUAUAAAUGAUAAGCAUAAAAGUUCUGAUAAUGAGUGUGAUGAUGAUGAUGAUGAUAAAGUAGUAAUAAAAUUAUCUAAUAAUAAAGUAGAUAAUAGGGAAAUUUCGAGUUUUCAUAGUAAUAAUUCUGAUUAUGAAAAUAAUAAGAAGAAUACAAAAGGUGGAAUAUCAAAAAAUUUUAUAGAAGACAAAAAAAGUACAUCUAUAUUUUCAAAAAAAAGUAAAAUGAGAGAAGAAAACUCAUCUAAUUCUGUUGAAAUUAUAAGAUUAUCAAGCUUUAAAUCUAGAAAGGAUAUGAACACAAAAAAGAUAGGUGGUAAUAAUGACAAGGAUGAUUCCUUAUCAAAUGAUAAUAUUUCAAAUGGUUAUUUAUCAGACACAAAAAAAAAAGAAGAUUAUUCAUAUUAUAAUUAUGUUCAAUCGAUUUUACCUUUUGGUAUGUUAGGUAAUAAAGGAUCAGGUGAUUCAUAUUCAAGUAAUAGUAUAAAUGAAGACGAAAAGGCAUAA
Molecule: messenger RNA, 7152 nt
Organism: Plasmodium adleri (nom. inval.)
Lineage: Eukaryota; Apicomplexa; Aconoidasida; Haemosporida; Plasmodiidae
Product: conserved Plasmodium protein, unknown function
Exons: 2
Coding region: 1-7152 (2383 amino acids)
Source: RefSeq, a predicted model, not a curated record